Messenger RNA from Octopus bimaculoides (California two-spot octopus), 5112 nucleotides. RefSeq lists its product as uncharacterized. The record is from RefSeq and is a predicted model, not a curated record. Gene Ontology annotation, molecular function: DNA-binding transcription factor activity, RNA polymerase II-specific; RNA polymerase II cis-regulatory region sequence-specific DNA binding. Lineage: Eukaryota; Metazoa; Mollusca; Cephalopoda; Octopoda; Octopodidae. Gene Ontology annotation, biological process: regulation of transcription by RNA polymerase II. Gene Ontology annotation, cellular component: nucleus.
UAAUUAUCAACAACACCGCCUGUGUUUUGUAUGUUUCUAAUUAAUUGAACUGAUCCAAUUACAUAUGUAGUAAUUCUCUCGUGCUAAGGUGGACGUAAGUGUUUGUAGAUAAGAUAGGGCGACUCGCAUGUUUCAGGGUUGGUGUAAGUAUUUCAUUUCAUCGUUAAUUGGUUAUUCCCUGUUUUGCGAGACAAAGGAAAUGGGAGCGAUAAGUUUUCCUGACAAAACAACUUUUAACGCGUCCUUCAAACCGAAAGUAAAUUUACAGAUUGCUAUCACAGUACACAGUUGGCAUUUUAUUAACUUGUGGCGAACAAACAUGACUUAUCAGGACUACACGCAAAGCGCUUUGUAGGUGCAAAACCAAUGGUCACUCUAUGACAGGUCAUAACUUCUAAGUUUCUAAAUAUAUACACACUCACACACAUUUCAUUUAUUUGGCACCGACACAUAUACGCAUAUUUUCUUUCUUCGAAAUUUAUCUUGCACUGCCAUUUCUUCUUUUUUUUUUUUGCUCACAGUUUUGAUAAUUGAAUGUUCUCUGAGAACCAGUAUUAAAAAACAGUUCUAUAAGAACGUCUGCUACAGGUCAUAUGGUAGCGCAAACUGCACCUGUUUACCAUAUGCUCAUGUCUUCUGGAGGAAUGGAAGUCUUUGUCUGCAACAAUAUGUAUGCCUUAACUGCAGAGAGCCUUGUCAGCAACGAACAUUUUAGUGGUAUAUAGAAAAUGUAUUUUCAUUAUAUAUAAUUCACAAAUAUAAACGGAGACCCAUGAUGUCCGAAACGAGAAAUUGAACUAUCAUAGAUUAUACUCAGACAUUUGUCAGUUUUUGAGAAUUCCUCGAGAAUGAAUAUGGAGAACGUUAACCACUCGGAUACUUUAAACACAAAUGUUUUUAAUGACAGAGAUGAGAAAACUGUGGACAAAAAUGUUGCUGAAUAUUUCUGUGAGAUUUGUAGGCAGAUAUUCUCUUCAGAACACGAAGUCCUCACACACACAAAAAUUCAUAGUAAGGAAAAACUUUGCCAACGUGAAAUCUGUGGGAAAUUUAACAGUAAUUUAAGGAUACAUGCUGGAGAAAUACCCGUGUGUUGUGAAAUAUAUGGGAACUCAUUCGUCCCCAGGAGCAACAUAAAUUCACACAAAAUAUCACAUGCUGCAGAAAAACUUUUCUACUGUGAAAUAUGUGGGAAAUCUUUCAUGAAGAAAUCCAUUCUUGUUGUUCACAUUCGUAGCCACACUGGAGAAAAGCCAUAUCAUUGUGACAUCUGUGGGAAAAGUUUUGGAGAUAAUAGCUAUUUAACGAAACACAAAAGUUUACACACUGGAGAGAAACCUUUUCAUUGUGAAAUUUGUGGUAAAUCGUUUAUCACUCAAGGUCAUUUAAAAACUCAUGAAAGGAUUCACACUGGAGAAAAACGGUUUCACUGUGAAAUAUGUGGUAAAUCUUUCGUCUCUAAUUGUGAUUUAAACCGACAUAACAGGAUACAUACUGGAGAGAAACCCUUCAGUUGUGAGAUUUGUGGGAAAUCAUUCAUCACUAAUGGUCUUUUAAAAACACAUAAAAGGAUACAUACUGGAGAAAAACCUUAUCAUUGUGCUUUAUGUGGGAAAUCAUUUACUCAGAACUGUAACCUUGUUAUCCAUAUAAGGAGUCACACUGGAGAGAGACCUUAUCAUUGUGACAUCUGUGGGAAAUGUUUUGUUUAUAGCAGUGAUUUUAACAGACAUAAAAGAAUCCACACUGCAGAAAAACCCUAUCACUGUGAAAUAUGUGGAAAAUUGUUCUCUGAUAAUUCUAAUCUUUCAGUUCACAAAAGAACUCAUACUGGAGAAAAGCCAUUCCAUUGUGAAAUAUGUGAGAAAUCUUUUGUUUCUAAUAGUGAUCUAAGUAGACAUAAAAUAAUUCACACUGGGCAAAAACCGUAUCAUUGUGACAUAUGUGGGAAAGAUUUCACUCAGAAUUCUAGCCUUGUAGUUCACAGGCUCAUACACACUGGAGAAAAACCUUUUGGCUGUGAGAUUUGUGGGAAAUGCUUUGUCAAUAACAGUGAUUUAAACAGACAUAAACGAAUUCAUACUGGAGAGAAACCAUUUCAUUGUGAAAUGUGUGGGAAGUCUUUUAUCACUAAUGGGCACUUAAAAAGGCAUGAGACAAUACAUACUCGGAAAAAACUGUUUUGAUUGAAAUCCAUGAGGAUUUUUUUGUGAAUUUUUAUUUUGUAGUUCAUAAACAUAGCCAUGUUGGGAAGUGGUUUGAGAGACCACCAGAAAAAUUUUGUCACUGAAAUAUAAGGGAAUCCAUUUUCUGAUAACUCUAAACUUGUAGUUCGUGAAAGAAUACAGCCUCAGAAAAAAACUGUUUUAAUUGAAAUCCAUGAGGAUUCUUUUAUUAAUCAUCAUUUAAAAUCUGUUCUCCAUGCUAGUAUGGGCUGGACAGUUCAACAGAAGUUAGCAUGUUGGAGGGCUGUUCCAGGUACCAGUCAUGUUUUGAUGUGGUUUCUAAGGCCGGAUACCCUUCCUAAUGGCAACCACUUAAGAAAGUUCAUAAACAUUGCAACAUUGGUGAGUUGUUUGAGAAACGAUCAGAAAAUUUUUGUCACUGAAAUAUUCCAUUCUCUGAUCUUGUAGUUCCCAAAAGAAUCCACACUUGGGAAAUUUUUUUUAUCACUUAUGGUCACUUAGAAGCAUGAAAGAAUCUGCACUGUUCCCCUGAAGUACAUGAGGAUUUUUUUUUUUUUGUUGAUAAAUUUUGUAAUUUCUCAAAUUUAGUCAUGUUGGGAAAUGUUUGAGAAAUCAUUUAUUACUAACAGUCACAAAUAUAUCUUUCACUUGUUUCAGUCCUUUGAUUGUGGCCAUGCUGGAGCACUGCCUUGAAAAGUUUUAGCAAAACAAAUCGAACCCAGGACUUUGAGCCUGGUACUUAUUCAAUCUUUUUUGCCAAACUGCUAAUUUAAAGGAAUGUAAACACACCAACACCAGUUGUUAAUUGUGAAACAUGAGUUACACUUACAAUUCUAAACUUAAUGACUACCACCGAUGUACACAUGCACAGAACAAUUAUGGAGCCCCUACACAGGAUCCCAAAUUCCACAUCAAUAAAGUUAGGCAGUCCAUUUCACUGUGGAGGAGUCUUUUGUAAAUCCAGCUUCCAAAUUAUAGAUGUCAGAUAGAUACAUGAAUAAUAUAUGACUGCUCUAGGAACUUCAGCAUUCAAAAUAAAAACCAGUAACACAAAGCACAAUAAUAUAACACCCUUUAUAUAUAUAUAUAUGUGUAUAUAUAUAGGUGCAGGAGUGGCCGUGUGGUAAGUAGCUUGCUUACCAACCACAUGGUUCUGGGUUCAGUCCUACUGAAUGGCACCUUGAGCAAGUGUCUUCUACUAUAGCUUCAGGUCAAAGCCUUCUACUAUAGCCUUGGACCAAAGCCUUGUGAGUGGAUUUAGAAACUGAAAGAAGCCCAUCGUAUAUAUUAUGUAUAUGUUUGUGUGUCUGUGUUUGCGCCAUUCCCCCCCCCCCCCAACAUUGCUUGAUGCUGGUGUGUCUAUGUCCCUGUAACAUUAGCGGUUCAGCAAAAAGAGACUAGAAUAAGUACUAGGCUUACAAAGAAUUAGUACUGGGGUUGAUUUGCUUGACUAAAGGCAGUGCUCCAGCAUGGCUGCAGUCAAAUGUCAAACAAAAAAGAAAUAUAAAAAGCAAAUCAAUUGCAAGGAUGUCCAGGUAUCAGUGCAUUAAUUAAAUGGAGCUGCUUGAAACGGCUGUAAUGCACUGAUACCUGGACAUUCUUGUUACUUAUUUGCUUUUUAUUCACCUAAUUUUAAGCUAGACAGGCUUGGUGCCUCAACUUAAGUACCUAAUUCAACUGAAUCUUAAUUAUAUAUAUUCAAAUAUGAACUGGAAGCAGCUCGAGGUAUGUAAACAAAAUCAAACGCAUACACAAGGUAUGUUUGUUGUUAGUUUGUGGGUCAGCUGCAUUUUAGGCAUAAGAGAAUAGAGAUAGAAGAAAUACAGGAGGAUCAGUUAAUUAUUUUAUUCAACAUUUUCCCCUUCCAUAUUCACAGACUUAUUGCAGUGAUCCUUCAGUUUUUCUGAGCCCUAUAAAAGAACUUGGAAGGUUGGGUCUCCAAAGAGGCCUUUUGCAACACCCUUAAAGCCAGGAACAUUUCAGCAUCCCUUCCUCUGUGUGUGUGUGUAUAAUGUAAGUGGGAUAAAAUUCAUGCUGUCUCCUCUUGAAACUCUUCUGCUUAUUCCAGUACGUGAUUGUUGUAUUGAUGUGAGUUACACAGAGUUGAAAAUUCUGGAAAUAUUGUUGGAGUUAUAUAAAACAGGAAGUUGAGAAAUUUGGGGGUUUUAUUUAUCCACCAUUAUACAUUUCAUUUGCUAAUAGGAAUCACAAGGAAAUUUCCUAUUAGAAAUUUUUUCAAAUAACCAAGUAGAAAAUUUACAUUUGGAUGAAGUAUUUUUAUACACACACACACAAAUGUUUCUCCAGGUUAUAUGUCCCGACUAUAGUACCUUAACAUUUGCCCAAAAUUGCAUAUCAUUAGCUGACAUAAGUGCUCCCAAGUACAUCCAUCUCAGUUUUCAGUAAAGAUAACACGAGGUGAAGUAAUAACAUUGCAACUGAACUCUCUUUGCAUCCUAAACAAUCCACAGCAACACACACAGCUCAGUGAACCAAUUAUGACUCCUCUUCUUCAGCCAUCACAUUCUACCCCACACACCUCACCACCACAACAAAUAACUCUGCUUGUAUGAUGGUGAUACUUGUUUACAACUCUCACAUGACUUCAAGACAAAGAAACAUGUGUAUGUGUAUAUAUAUAUGUAACGAAGAAAUGGAAUUCAUGAGAUUAUUAAUCACAGCGAUCAUUUCAACCCAUAUUACAUUGGUCCCUUGAGGAUGAGAUACUGUACAACUGGUUAUGAUUAAUAAAGAAUCUUGUGUCUUCCUUUUUCUCUCUCUCUCAUUUGUUAUAUACUCAACAGACACUGAGGAAUUCUUGAGGUAGAUCCAGUGACAUAUCCAUACUGUUAUCAGAUAGCCAUAGACAGUGAAAGCACCUUAAUCGGCAUACUACCAGAUGUAUACUAAAGUUUGAACUAUAUAU